UGCACCCGGUCUUGUUGUCCUCAGGACGCUAUAAAAACGCGACUCCUUCUCUGGUAACAACAUCACUCCCUCAUCUGACACCAGAGAGACAUCACCUUCACACGGAAACGACAGACGUCACCUGAAAAUAAAAAUGGACCCUUGCGACUGCUCUAAGAGUGGAACCUGCAACUGCGGAGGAUCCUGCACCUGCAAAAACUGCUCCUGCACCAGCUGCAAGAAGAGCUGCUGCCCAUGCUGCCCAUCCGGCUGCACCAAAUGCGCCUCUGGCUGCGUGUGCAAAGGGAAGACUUGUGACACCAGCUGCUGCCAGUGAGGAGGCUGCCAGUCACAUCAGCGUCUUCUGCCCUUGUGAUGGAACCUUUGUCAACUACUUUAAAUUAAUUGCACUUGCAAAUGUUUACUGAGAAUAAUGCAUUUUGUACUAAAUGUCUUGAAUGUUGAAAUAAACAUGUUUCCUUAAUGUGGA
This is a messenger RNA of Centropristis striata (black sea bass), 469 nucleotides long. Its product is annotated as metallothionein B-like. The record is from RefSeq and is a predicted model, not a curated record. Bases 134 to 316 code for a protein of 60 amino acids. The transcript is spliced from 3 exons. Gene Ontology annotation, molecular function: metal ion binding. NCBI's taxonomy places the organism in Eukaryota, Metazoa, Chordata, Actinopteri, Perciformes, Serranidae.